Aspergillus versicolor CBS 583.65 is the source of this 1632-nucleotide messenger RNA. Its product is annotated as MDR family MFS transporter. The record is from RefSeq and is a predicted model, not a curated record. Lineage: Eukaryota; Fungi; Ascomycota; Eurotiomycetes; Eurotiales; Aspergillaceae. The transcript has 4 exons. Gene Ontology annotation, molecular function: transmembrane transporter activity. Gene Ontology annotation, biological process: transmembrane transport. The coding region runs from base 1 to 1632 and encodes 543 amino acids.
AUGGACUCACAAAGGCCAGAUCCUGGACCAAAGCUUUGCAAUCUGGGCAGUACUGAGCAAAACAUCCGGUUGGCUUCGGUUACAGAAGCUGUUCCAGAUCCAGACCAUGCUCAUAUUGCAAGCGAUGCCGCUGGCCAGGCGCGCUAUGCGUCAGUUCGCACACGACUCGCUAUUAUGAACGCACUGUGUCUCGCGGUGCUUUGUUUGGCUCUCGACAACACAAUCCUCGCAACGGCGAUUCCCAAGAUCACUGAAGACUUCAAUUCCAUGCGCCAAAUGGGAUGGUACGUCAGUGCCUACAUGCUCACACUGUCCAGCGUGACCCUUGUCUACGGCAAACUAUUUACCUACUACACCAUCAAGUGGGUGUAUCUCACAGCGCUUGCUUUGUUUGAGAUCGGGUCUCUAGUCUGCGCGGUCUCGCCACACUCUGUCGCCCUGAUCAUCGGGCGUGCAGUGGCCGGAAUAGGCGGGUCUGGAUUACUAGUGGGCUCGUACCUGAUCGUUUCUGUGAUCGUCCCCGUGGAAAAACGGCCGGUGUACAACUCCAUUCUGACCGGCAUCUACUCAAUCGGCGGAGUCGUUGGCCCACUACUGGGCGUUGGUGGCGUUACUGCAUUAUUCUUGUUGCUCUUCUUCCGAGCAGACAAACCAUGCAAGGUACCAGGCAGAGCGGCAGAGCAGCUCCUCGAGCUGGAUAUCGUGGGCCUUGCUCUUCUCAUCCCAGGCGUUGUCUCUUUAUUUCUAGUGCUCCAGUGGGGGGGCGCGACAUAUCCAUGGGCCAAUGUGCGCAUUAUCGCGCUGUUAGUCUUGUUUGGUGUGCUGAUGCUGACAUUCGCGGCUGUGGAAUACUGGCAACAAGACAGGGCCACCAUACCUCCCAGCUUGAUUAAGAACCGUAACAUCUGGGGCUCCAUGAUCUUUGGCGCUGGCACGACCGCGUCGCUGAUUGUGCUUUACUACUAUCUUCCCAUUUGGUUUCAAAGCGUCAAGGGUGCAUCAGCAACAAUGUCCGGGGUCAUGAAUAUUCCGCUGAUUCUAUCUGUUGCCUUCACGUCCGUUCUAACAGGGUGGACCGUUACCGCUCUGGGGUACUACCUGCCGUUCAUGUAUGUGAGUAUUAUUCUCACCUCUGUGGGAGCAGGCCUGUUGUCCACCUUCAAGGUAGACUCUGGCCAUCCAACCUGGAUAGGGUUCCAGGUCCUGUACGGCCUCGGGGCUGGCAUGGCAUUUGGGCUCCCUCUUAUCGUGGUCCAGGUUACCCUGCCGACAGAGAAGAUCCCCAUCGGCACGGCCUUGAUCGCAUUCAUCCAAACCCUGUCCGGCGCCUUGUUCAAUUUUGUGGGCCAGAGCGUUUUCCAGACGCACCUGCUGCGUUUCCUAUCCGAGGAAGCCCCAGGGCUUGAUGCGGACAAGAUUGCAGACGCGGGUGCAAUGGCGAUUCGUAAGAUCGUCGAGCCGGAUAUGGUGCCCGUUGUGCUGGAGGCGUAUAACUCUGCGGCGACACAUGUCUUCAUUAUUACACUGACGUUGGCCGCGGCAAGCCUGUUGGGCGUCUUGCCCAUGAGGUGGGUAUCGGUGAAGGCGAAGGAGGCUGAGGCUGAGUCUACAGGGCCUGCUGAGAGGCUUUGA